Dromiciops gliroides (monito del monte) is the source of this 1581-nucleotide messenger RNA. It is a transcript of the gene ZP4, whose product is annotated as zona pellucida glycoprotein 4. Gene Ontology annotation, cellular component: egg coat. Gene Ontology annotation, molecular function: acrosin binding; structural constituent of egg coat. Gene Ontology annotation, biological process: prevention of polyspermy; binding of sperm to zona pellucida. The transcript is spliced from 12 exons. Lineage: Eukaryota; Metazoa; Chordata; Mammalia; Microbiotheria; Microbiotheriidae. The record is from RefSeq and is a predicted model, not a curated record. Bases 1 to 1581 code for a protein of 526 amino acids.
AUGCUGUGGGUUUUGCUUUUUGUUCUCUUACCUUUUGUUUGGGGGAAUCUGGGAGAGAUAGAAGAUGUGGAUCAGCCUGGCACGCUAUAUUGUGGACUAAGGAGUUUUCAGUUUACACUUCCUCUUCUGAGUCAGUAUGGAAAGAACCCUGGACUGAUAGUUUGGGAUGAGAAAGGGAUGCUGCACGCACUACAGAACGAUUCAACCUGUGGGACUUGGAUCAUCUACAGCUCACCUGAGUCCAUCCAGCUUGAAGCUUCCUAUUCUGGAUGUUAUGUUACCAAAUGGGAUGCCUAUUACAUAAUGCCUCUUGGGGUCUCAGGCCUAGAUGUUGAUGGAAGUAAGACUGUUCACAAGGUGAAGGUGCUCAAGUGUUCAUUCAUUCUUCCAGCCCUAGAUGCUCCAGGUCCUUCCCUAUGUGAUGUCAAAACCGAGGACAGGCUGUCCUGUGCUGUUCCAUCCAUCACCAGAGGAGACUGUGAGAACCUAGGCUGCUGCUAUAACUCUGAAGAUGAAGUCAAUCCUUGCUACUAUGGAAACACAGUGACUGCCCAGUGUACCCCAGAUGGCCAAUUACGUGUUGCUGUUUCUCAGAACAUGACUCUGCCAUCAUUGCUUUUGGAUUCAGUACAUCUGGUUUCUGGACUGGAUGCUAAAUGUGAUCCAGUGGAAAAAACUGAUGCCUUUGUCCUGUUCCAGUUCCCACUCUCUGCCUGUGGUACCAUUGUACAGAUGACUGGUAAGCAGGCAAUAUAUGAGAAUGAGCUAUUGGCAUCCAGGGAUGUGAGAAACUGGACACGUGGGUCAAUCACUAGGGACAGCAUCUUCAGGCUUCAUAUCAGCUGUAACUACUUGAUAAGAGGCAACAUUCUCCCAGCUAGUAUCCAGGUCUUCACCCUCCCCCCGCCACUUCCUGUUACCAAGCCAGGGCCUCUGGCUCUGGAACUGCAUAUUGCUAAAGAAGAGGACUAUAGUUCGUACUUUGUGGCCACUGAAUACCCGCUAACAAAGCUACUUCGAGAUCCAAUUCCUGUGGAGGUUCGGAUCCUACAUAGAACAGAUCCAAACCUGGUUCUGCUUCUGCACCAUUGUUGGGCAACCCCAAAUUCCAAUCCUCUGCAUCCAACCCAAUGGCCCAUCCUAGUGGAGGGAUGCCCCUUUGCAGGAGAUAACUAUUGGACAAAGAUGGUAUCCAUGCCAGGAACUUCAACACUGCAGUUUCCUUCUCACUACAAGCGUUUCAUCAUCUAUACCUUCACCUUUGUGGAUUCUGCUUCUAAGAAGGCACUCACAGGACCGGUAUAUCUACACUGCAGUGCUUCUGUCUGUUGGCGCUCAGGACCAGAUUCCUGCACAAUAACCUGCCCUGUGGGAAGAAAACGGAGGAGCUCUGAGUCCCAACCUUGGAACAAGACUUCAAGUGUUUCUAGCAAGGGGCCUAUAUUUUUCCUUCAAGUUGCUGAGAGCUCUUAUCAGUCAGGUUCAGUCCUGGACAUAAGAGCACUCUGGCUUACUAUAUCUGGGAUACUAAUUGUGGCAUUCCUGUUGAUAUCCAUCCUAACACUGAGGAGACUGAAAUAA